AUGGCCUCCAAACCCUUCCGAGAUAUCAACGUUCAUGCCUCUUCUUCACAUUACGCUUUUACAUCCCCAUCUUCACCCUCUUCGCCCACAUUAGUGAUAGAAAGAUCAUCAGGAAAUAUUCGCCUUAACGAUGGCUUGUUAUCAGGUGGAAAGAGAAUCUCAAGUAUAGCUGGAAUCUUAGGAAUAAUUAAGCUACGCUUAGUUAAUUACGUAGAUAAGUAUAUCAUUGUCAUUACCAAAGCACAGCCAGUUGGUAGAUUGAAAGGUCACACAAUCUACAAAGUGAUUGCUUGCGAAUUUCUCCCACUACGUGAUAGGCCUCUUCAUGAUCACGAUGAAGAUACAUAUCUUACCCUUCUCAAGACAUUUAUUAAGUCUGGGCCAAUUUAUUUUUCCUAUUCCCUAGACUUGACAAAUUCAUUUCAACGGCAGUCGCAGCAGGACUCGUCGGCUCCACUCUGGAAGCGCGCAGAUGACCGUUUUUUCUGGAACAAAUUCAUACAGACCGACCUAAUCGAAUUUAGCAAUUCUGGCUCUCGACAAAACUCUGGGAAGCAGCCCGGUGUUGACCCUUUUAUACUACCUGUCAUAUAUGGAAUGCUUGAAUUAUGUCCGGCACAGAUCAAAGGAAGGUCUUUUACCUUUGGUCUCAUCACCCGUCGAGCAAGGCAUAGGGCUGGUACCAGGUACUUUUCCAGGGGUAUGGACGAGCAAGGAAACACCUCCAAUUACAAUGAAACAGAACAGAUUUUGAUCCUAAAUGACAACGCAUCCGGCCUAGGUGGUUUUGGUGGUAAUGAGCAAAACCUAAAAGAAAAAGUCCGAGGUUCCCAUCAAGAAUCUCAAAUCCUAUGCUAUGUCCAGACAAGAGGUAGCGUUCCCCUUUAUUGGGCAGAAGUUAAUACCCUUCAAUACGUUCCCCGGCUACAGAUUCGUGGAGUUGAGAACGCACUAAAUUCUGCACAAGCUCACUUUGACGAACAGAUUAAAAUUUACGGUGACGUUCACAUCGUGAAUCUGGUCGGCAAAAAAGGUAGGGAGCAAAGAAUCAAGGAAGCAUAUGAGCAAUUGGUAAAGUUGAUUAGCUCCGAUCCUCCUGACGGUAAAGGAAAGUCUAGUCUCAACGGCGUAAAAUUUGGAGACACGGAAUCUAGUUCUCGUUUGAAGUCAAGAGAUCAUAUUCACUACAAUUAUUUUGACUUCCAUGGAGAAACUAAAGGAUCUAAUCUACACCGGAUACAAAUUCUGCUAGAUCAGCUUGGUGAUGUACUGGAAUUACAAAAAUACUUUUGUGGGGUUGACAUGCCAGGUGAUGUAGACCGUCUUGAGGUGCGGAGCCAGCAAAAUUCUGUCUUUAGGACAAACUGUAUGGACUGUCUUGAUAGAACAAAUGUCGUUCAGAGCAUCUUAGCGCGUUACACUCUUAACUGUCAGCUCAUUGACGCCGGUAUUCUCAGUCCUGGAGAGAAAUUCGAGUCUGACGACAAUUUUGAAUUCAUGUUUCGCAAAGUUUGGGCUGAUAACGCUGAUACUGUCUCCAAAUCUUACUCGGGAACAGGGGCUUUGAAAACUGAUCUCACACGAUUAGGGAAACGGACCAAAAGCGGGGCUUUACAGGAUCUGCAGAAUUCAAUAUCGAGAUACAUUAAAAAUAAUUUUCUUGACGGCCCCAAACAAGACGCUUUUGAUCUAUUUUUAGGUAGAUACCACCCGAAGACUGGAUCUUGUCCUAUCUUCAUGGACAAACGACCACUCGUCAUCCAGUCUAUUCCAUACGUACUUGCGUUCAGUAUUUUCUUCGUACUUAUUGGAACCUUCACACCUCGUCUUCCUGACUCGGCGAUCCUCCCUGUGAAGUUAUUUAUUUUAUUUUGGUCUGUCGUCGGAGCAUGGUCCAUAAAUUUUAUUUACAGCAACGGCAUGCUUUAUGUUAAUUGGCCCAAGUUAUGCCCAACCCCAUGGGCAAAUGAUGGUUAUCAGGAAACCUCUAGUAAAAUACGGAAAGACAAAAUAAUUGGACCUUUCGUAACUAGACAUGAACGAGGUCUAAGUGUAGCAAGAUACUCUAAUGCCGAAGAGGGAAAAAAGCGGAUUGAGUAA
Blumeria graminis f. sp. triticale is the source of this 2100-nucleotide messenger RNA. The record is from the annotation of a GenBank genome assembly. Lineage: Eukaryota; Fungi; Ascomycota; Leotiomycetes; Helotiales; Erysiphaceae.